CUUUCCCUGUGGGAGGAAACCGGAGUACCCGGAGAAAACCCACGACCUUCGGCAGAGCGUUGACUUUUACUCUUUUCACAUAUGGACUGGGUUCGAGUCACAUUGAGAAAUUCUCAUUGAGAUUUGAACCUGCGACCUUAGAGGUGAAAGGCAAGUGCGCUAACCACUUGGCCACCGAAGCCUGAUUCAAAAAGGUAUAUAGGGGAAGAAGAGAUUUUGGGGGGGGGGGGGUACUUCAUAUAUAUAUAUAUAUAUAUACAUAUAUUCCGUCCCGGCUAGUUAGGAUCUCCACAAAAACUCGCGUUAAAUGCACUCGAGAUGUUGGAAAAAAACUUGAAAAGCGCAUUCUCCUAACAUUGAUCCCUUCGUGCUUUAUAACACCAUAAACGCACGCGACUUGAUUUCUUAAAUAGUGGCAGUCCACUGAGUUUCCUGAUUCGUGUUUCCCGUACCCUGUAUCACGUAAAUUAUCAAAUCAAUAUUUUACGGAAAGCGUAAUAAUUAUUUUAAUAAUAAAAUUUCUUGGCUACUCUUGUAGGUUGUAGCGUUGAGCUGGGAUUAUUUUUCAUUGGUUUAAAUUGAUUUGAGUAAUUUAUUGUAACAUUUUUUCAUUUUUCAGUCAUUUAUUGUAACAUUUAUCAAUUAAACCACAUGCAAGUUUAUAUCCGGCUUGGUUUUCAUUGGGACCAAAAUACAGUCAUUGUGUUGGCCUAGUAUAUUGAUCUGUAUAUUGUCGCAAUAUCGAUUUUCCGUCAAUUAAUUAGGUGUCGGGAUGUCUGUUCCGAUUAUCGAACGUAAUAAACGUAACAGAUGUCCAUUAUGAUUUAUGAUCCAUUUCAGUUAGCAAAUUCUAAUUAGCAAACGUAAUAAAUGGAAAAUAGCGUAAUCUGAUUAUCUGAAAUAUUUGGAAUAAAUUACAUUCUUUGAUGAGAAAUAUGUCAGUGAAGAGCAGCGCUUAUUCAUGCUGUCUGUGGUAUUUUAAACAGAACGAAAUAGCCCCGCAAUGUAUAUUACCUGGCUUUUUCCCGCAUCUUUGAAAGCGAUUGUAAUUUCAUAUUUAGUAGAAUGUUUAAGCACAACGACGGAUCAUUCAUGAAGGCGAACAUCAAGCCCAUCUGAAUGGAAUGAAUACGUAGGUAGUUCGUCUUCACUGAUGAUCCGUUUGUUUUACGCGUUUAUACGCAGAUAAAUUAUGAGACGAACUAUCUCUUGCUGCCCAAGUUUAUCCAGAGGUUUGUUGUACGAAGGCAAGAUAGCGCUAUCCACCGGAUAGUGAUUCUUGAACCUUCGUGGAUACAGAUAUCGACCACACAGUAAUUAUAAAAACUUGUUAAUUUAUAAUUACUAAACUCUAAUCUUGGUUAUACUAUUCGACAGACAAAUUUAGAAGGUUUGAAACAAUCAUUAUCCGUUGGAUACCGUUAUCCGGCCUUCGUACAAGUAACAACCGGUCCCAAACUGAUAAUCUGUCUCUAGUACAAAUCGGGUCACUAUACAGGUACAUGAAGGCUUCCUUUUUACCAACUUUUUUCAGGACGUGAACUCCAAGGGAAGACAAGCUACCGUGUCCAUGAUCUACUGUUGGAUUUUGCUCGGGCAAAACUUCGAGCCUCACGCACACUAACUGAUGUACAGUGCUCUUUCGUGAAGACGCUUCGUGGCCAAUGCGUAAACGGUGAAUGGAAUAUUACUUCGAGCACCUAUCAAAAAGAUUAUUACUUCAAGUACUUACCCUAUCACAUUUUCUCAUCAGAACAGCAUGAUGAACUACUUCAACUGUUCUUUGACUUUCAAUGGCUUGAACAAAAAACGAAACAGACCGAUUUGCCCUCCCUAAUAGCGGAUCUUCGUUUCCUGCACACGCAGCCUCAAGAAAUCAAACUUCUCAAAAAGUCGUUAAUGUUAUCCCACUCCGUCAUCGAGAAAAACCCAGAUUCUAUUGGUCAGCAACUGCUAGGUAAUAAAAAUAAUAUAUUCUAAAACUGUCUGUACCAGUGUAGGUAGUACCAAUGUGAAAAUGCUGUGCUGAGUGGUUAUAUUAGCACCUUAAAAAACACAAGCAGAAACUCGACAAUUCCUGCUACUAACUCUUGACGAAGGGCCUUCGCUCGAAACGUCGAGUUUCUGCUUGUUUUUUUUAAGGUAGUAAUAUAACCACUCAGCACAACAUUUUCACAUUGGCACUACUCACACUGGUACAGACAGUUUCAAUAAAAAUAAUGUACUGUGUGAUGUUACUCUGAGUGUAUAUCCACACCGGGCAGGCUUGAAAAAUAUGCCUGGCCACGGUGAGAUGCGAACCUACCACCUUUGGAAUACUAGCACAACGCUCUGCCAACUGAGCUACGCGGUCAGGUCGGUUCGAGUAUGCGAUAUUUCGGAACUGAGUCUAGUUCCUUCGAUAUCAGUGUAAUCUAAUAGACUCAGUUCCGAAAUAUCGCAUACUCGAACCGACCUGACCGCUUAGCUCAGUUGGCAGAGCGUUGGGCUAGUAUUCCAAAGGUCGUAGGUUCGAAUCCCACCGUGGCCAGACAUAUUUUUCAAACCUGCCCGGUGUGGAUAUACACUCAGAGUAAUAUCACACAGCAUCUUAUUCACCUGAGUACAUUACACCAACACAGCAAAUAUAAAAAAUAAUGAAGCUUCCCUUCCCUUCCCUUCCCUUACCUUGCUUUUCCUUACCUUACCUUGUCUUGCCUAAUACCAUACCAUAACAUACCAUACCGUACCAUACCAUACCAUACCAUACCUUAUCUUACCCUGCCUUACGCCCUUACCUUACCUUACCUUAAUUUUCCUUACCUUACCUUAAUUUUCCUUACCUUACUUUACCUUACCUUUCCUUACCUUACCUUACCUUACCUUAAUUUUCCUUACCUUACCUUAAUUUUCCUUACCUUACUUUACCUUACCUUUCCUUACCUUACCUUAAGGGCGUUUUCCAUUUCGAUUGUAUCGUACCGACAGUACGGUAUUUGUUUGUUUCCUAUAAAAACUGAAGUGGAAAUAAUGAUUUGGAAAUAAAAUGGGAAUGCUACGCUACGAUCCAUUUGAAGUGGAAAAUGGCCUUUACCGCAUCUUACCGUGCCUUACCGUACAUGAACUUCGCUUACCAGCCUAUGUUUUCUUUUCUUUUUCCUUGAAAGUUUUAUCAGUUCUAAACUGUUCUUCCUAGAGGUACAUACAGUCAUUAUGGCUAUCUCUUACUAGUAUACAUUCGACCAAGGUCUAUUACAAACCCAGUAUUCUGAUUGGCUACUCAACCAGUGACCAUUAGUCAAUACGUAACGGACCGCUGCUGGGGAAAAAGAUGGCGGAAAACGGGGUUUUUGCAAAGGUUUCUGGGGAAUUUUGUAGAAAAUUCUUUCCCGGAUCGUGUUCGGCCAAAAACAUUUAUCGAUAAACACAUUUACGUAGUUUGAAAAAUUUUGGCUCAACAGACUUUUUUAAGAAUUGUCAAAAUAAUUGAGUAUCAAAAGAAUCGUUUUCUAUGGAAUAAAAUUAGGGGGUCACCGAUGUCGUUUACGAGGUAAAUUACUUUAAAACCACAACCUCGUACCAUGGCAUUUUGCUUCCGGUCAGCCAACACACUCAAUGCUGCGUAUAUAACCAAAGGAAAGCAACAAAACAAGUUGACUUUAUUCGGUUUUCGUUUUUUACACUUCAUUCAGCGAGAUAGCCCGUAAUGUUGAUGACUUUUAAACAUAUUCAGAGCCUGCUCAGCCUGUGAUUAAAUUUUUAAUGAGCAUCGAAACCGCUUCAGCGUUUGGUUUAUAUAAAUUGUGUUAUGAGCAAAUGUAUUGGUAUCACAAUCUUUAUUUGACUAUAACGGUGUACGUUUUUUGAAGUCAACGAUGUACAGGUAUGCACGACGCAUGUGAGAAAUGUAUGGUUGAACUGAAGCAAAUACUCGUCCAUACAAAAUGUACAAAGACUUAAUUUGGACCAAACAGUUUUGUAAUGUAUUGUCUUUCCUUAAUUCAUGCUGCAUGUAUCUCAAACGAAAUGUCAAAAAUCUAAUUUAAUCAAUACUUUAGUCCUUCAAGAACUUAUAAAUUUGUCACUGCACUCUCGUUCCACCAAAAUAAUAAUUAUUCCCACAUAUAUUGAAUACUUACAUUCAAAAUUAUUGACCAAUCAGGUUGCAAAACAGACCAGCCGAAGCCAGGGCCUUUUUCUUGACCAUCCAGCCGCGGAAGCAAAAAGCCGUGCGUAGGAGAUUGGCCACAAUAUCCGCCAUUUUGAAACGCCACUGUUGCCAUAGCAACUGCAGUAGUAGUAACGUCACUGUUGCCAUAACAACGUAAUUUUUGUGAAAAAAUUCAAACACUCUAGAUGGUGUUUACAGCGGUAAGAUACUUUUUGUUUUUCAACAAGUAAAUAAUUCAUUUCCAGUCUAAAAACAACUUUCUUUCCGGAAACCAUAUUGUUUACAGUUUGAAAAUAUCUUAAGCUCCGGACUUUUAAGUCUUGUUAGUUGUUUUGUCCCCCUACAAUUAUCAAUAUUUCGCUCGUAUUUUUCCUUAAUAUCAUGACUGUUAUACGACCUGUUUUAAAAUAUUUUCAAAGUGGAAUCAAAGUUUCCAAAGAGAACUUGAGAACUAUUUGCUUAUUCGAUCAGGGAGCAUUUAUAAUUAGAGGACUUCACACUGCAGGAGUUGAAGCUAAGACACUAACCAGUGUGCGAUAUAAGUACCCCUAUUUCCGCUUCUUUUUUUUAAAAGCGUAAAUGUUCAACAGUAUGACAGUAAUAUUUAAAUAAUAACAUUUUAUUACGCAUGUCAAAGCAGUUUUAUAUUUGUAUUCUAGGUAGCUUGCUAUCGUAUGUUGACAAAUACCCGUGCGUGAACAAGCUGGUAAAGGACAUCCGCGAUACGUGCAUGAAGUCUUGCCAUCUUUUACCAUUAUCUUCCUGGCUCGAACUUGAAGGACCAGAGGUAUUUACCAAGAACGUUGAUUCUCCCCUAUUAUCAUUAGUAACAUCCAAUAGUUCAACUGGUACUAUUGUCAUUUCUGGUUUGGCCAACGGUUUGAUCAAGAUCCAUGAACUAGAAACAGGUAUGUAGUGGUAUGGUAAAGAUAAAACAAACGACGAAGUUAGGGAGUUUUAGUCAUCUUUCCUUGCAGCUGAGUCCUGAAUAGUGAAUGUCGCAGCUCAAACGUAACUGACUUGCUAAGGCGUCUGUCACUGGCAAUUUUGGGGGAAACCGGAGGAUCCGGAGGAAUAAGGGAAAAACAUGUAUAGAGACACUAGAGAAAACCAACUAGAACUCUAGGUACAUGAGUUUUCAAGUACAUCGACUUGUUUUUGUAUUUCCCGUCGAGGCCGCCGCGAAGGGGCUAAAGCAGGGGGAGAGGGGGCGUAGUAUCGCAUUUGCCGACAACUUUUCAGCAGCUAAUUAAUAUUUGUUUUCUAAAAAUUGUUGGCGGGCGGAGGGGGCGGGGGGUUGCGUACAACAACAACCCCCCCGAUAGCGACGGCCCUGCUUCCCGUCGUAGAGAAACACAAGCACGUAUUAAGUAAGAGUAAGGUUUAUUGUCCAGACCAUAAGCAAUCAAUCCAUUAAAUGAUCUAACAUGCAUGCAUGUUCAUAAAAUCAUUCUUUGAUCGUGACAAAAAGGCGUUUUAUAUGUCGAUAUUUAUUCGUGUGUUUGGCGCGCACGCUCGAGGCAAUCGAGUGCCUUUCCGGGGAAGAUUCCCGACUAAAACGUCUAGUUUUGAAGGAAUUUUAAAACUGCACAAAGGAGUAGUUUGUAUAAUUUUUGUAGGGCGUUGCCCCUUACGUUUUGUAGGGCGUUGCCCCUUGUAGGGCGUUUCCCGUUGCCCCAAGUGCGUUGCCCCUUACCUUUGAGUUAAUCAAACCUAUUACUAAAUGUUGAGGAUAAGGUAUUUAUCAAGAUUUACUGCCAAUCAUCCAGUUAAUAUUCUUUACUGUAGUAUACAUUGCUUUCACUGAUCACUUGACAAAUUGUAAAAUAUGAACUACACAUGUGAAAAUCUCGCAUCUUGUUGACACGUUUUUGACGGUGUUAGCUUGUAGCAAGCUUUAUUGACAAGUUUUAACAAGCUUGUUAUUUUAUCAAUUUGUAGCAAUUAUCCUACUUUUAAAUAAAAAAGGGGAAACAUAAGUUUCCAGCAAACAAAAUCCAUAAUUUCUAAUCUUUGUAGCAAAAUACACUAGUAUUUACUAAUCAUAUUUUAUUAUUGCCCAAAUGUACUUUGUUAAAGUCAAUAAUUUAUUGUGAUAGUCUUGGUAAGUAAUUUUUGGGUUUUCCCUAAAAAUAUUAGCGAAAUAGUAUAGCAAUAGCAGCUAGUCGUACUAUAUGUUGGAGAUGUUAAAUAGUUAUAAACUUGUGUAGCAUGACCAUGAUGACGAUGGCUAGCUUUACCAGUGCCUAAAACGAAUGUUGAGUCUGCAUUAUGAAGUGUUCCCUUGUCUAUGAAUACCAACAUGUAGUUCCCAGGUGGGACUCUGGACCAUAGCCCAUGCAAAAUGUGCUGCGAAAUUUUCCCGUACAACAGCACAAAAACAUCUCACGAGGCUGAUGCCCCAUACAAGCAUUGCAAAAGCCCGAUUUGUGAAUGAUUAUACUGACUGUAUGUAUAAUUUCAUUUAGAGGAGCUGCGAUUUUUUCAACAUCCUAUUUGGAAUGAAAUUUAGCAGAUUUAAAAGGCUUAUUAUGAAUGCAGGGGCGUAGCUAGUGGGGGUGUUGGGGGUGGGGGGGUGUAACGCUCCUAUUCAGCACGGACUCGGCAAAUGUCUGCUUGACUCGGCAAAAGUAAAUUGCCUUGUACCCAGGCGUACAGGGUCAAAGCGGCAAUAUUAAUUUAGCGCCUAAGAAAAGAGACAGCACUGUUGAUUACGGCCCUAUUAGAAUGUUAACAGCACGUGUUUGCAACAGUUAUUUGAAUACGUGGAAGGUAUAUUUGUGAUGUUACUGUGAGUAUGCAUCCACACCGGGUAACCUGAAAAGAUGCCUGACAUAUCCACGUUUGAAGGGUCUUGACCAAAAGCAUAAAAAUCUGCUAGAGCCGCUUGUGAGCCUUCCAACUGAAGUGUUUGGCAAGUUUGGUGCUCAUCUUUUGCCAGUUCGAACGCCGUCUGAAGACCAUGUUUGCAGAAUUGUGAUGCCCAAUCUAACAGUUUUCCAGCAGAACAAGGAUCUUUUAGGCAAAAAGCAAUGCCGUUUUUCUUCACAGGGGUAUACUAGAUACUAUUUACUCUUAUCUUCAAUACAGCAUUUCACUCGUCCCUGCUUUUUGUUUUGUGUGGUCUCUGUUUCCAUCCGGACCUGCAGCAGAGAAAUGGCAGACAAUGCAUCAUGCAUCACCUACACACACAGAAAUAUCGUAUCUUAGAAUGCGUUGAUAUCGAAGGAACUAGACUCAGUUCCGAAAUACUGUAUAUACCGACUUUGACCUCGUAGCUCAGUUGGUAGAGCAUUGGACCAGUAUUCCAAUGGUCGCGGGUUCGAUUCCCACCGUGGUCAGGCAACUUUUCAGCUUGCCCGGUGUAGAUGCAUACUCAGAGUAACACCACGAACAUCAUAUUCACCUUAUAGUGCAUAUAUAACACCAACAGACACAAAAAUGCCAUAUAUUCUGCUAGACGUGUCAAUGCGUAUAUUCUGUUAGACGUUGCAAGAACUGUUUCUCGCCAAGAUUUAGCUUUUCGAGGAUUGUCCACUCAUCAACAUGGUGAAAAUGAUGGGAACUGCUACCAGAUAAUGUUUCUCUGAGUGUAUACCCACACCGGGCAGUCUGAAAAGUUAGCCUGACCACGGUGGGAAUCCAACCUGCGACCUUUGGGACACACAAAAAAAUUCUACCAGAUAGUUCAACUUGUAUCAAUGCAUUGCCCACGUCUCAGAAAUGGCUGAGUGAUGUUCGUUUGCGACCGUAUUACGUUACCUCAUGAGCUCAGAAUCGUGAAAUGAAAUGAUUGAGAUUUUGGUUAACUGGGUUCGAUCGAAAGUUCGACAAGAAGUCGGAGACGCGAAGAUGUUUUUUGUUAAGCUGUUUUUUCCUUAUGCGGAAUUUUGCGCGCGGAGCGGAACCUUUCUUUGUCUUUUCCAAUUAGUUGCACCUGAGGAAUCACAAGACAAAGAAAAAUUCCCCUCCGCGUAGAAAAUUGCGCCUAAUGGAAAACCGGCUUAAUGGCUGAUAACAACUCCGGAAACAUCCAAUAUCGAUUUGCUGUGGCGGUGAGAUAUGUAAAAAAGAGUGGUUGUUAAAGAACCUACGCUGUUAAAGACCCUCUGCUCGACAUUAAAGAAACCACUGACAAGACUGGGAUUUAACAAGCGAAUGACAUUAUUGUGUCACUGGAAAAAAAUAUCUUGUCAACUUCUAAUUUGGCGUUUUAGUCUUACGAUUUUGCCUCAAAUAUGUCUGGCCAGUACCAUGGGCACAAGCUGAGAUGGAAAGAAAACUACAGAGAGAGGUUUCACACAUCCCCUGUCAAGCAUACAGAACCAACACUGUAGUGCAGCACGCUUGUGAAAGUAGCCUGGUGAUACAAGAACUUUUUAACAUCCUGCAACAACUCUACGUUUUCUUUUCUGGUUGUACAAAACGUCACGCCGUGUUAGCCAAUCAUUUUUCAGCCCAUCGAAAACAGUUUUAAAUGAUAAACCUUUCUAAAACAAGAUGGACUGCACAAUCAGAGUCAAUCAAAGCAGUGUGAGCAUCUCUAGAACCUGUUAUCCAUGCCUUACAACAUGUGAAUGAAUCUACAGUGAAAACAAAAGUAGAAGCGUCUGUGUCCGCCCUCGUGAAGAAUGUCAAGAGCUUUGACUUUAUAGCGAGUCUCGUGUUCAUGAAAAACAUAUCAUGUUGAAAACGAAGUUUCUCAGUGAUACACUUCAGUGAGAAAAGUUGAAUAUCAUUCAAGCUCUUGAAAUGACCAAAGCUACGAUAAAGUUUCUACAAAUAAUUAACAGCGAUGAGAAGACGGAAAUGACCUCGCAGAUUACAGCUUCGAUGGAAUACUCGAAGAAGCUUGAUAUCGAUGCCGAAACGGAAUUUGAAAGAUAUGACAGAACGCGUCGACAACCACGGCGACUGGACGAUAAUCCAGAAACUACAGCUGUUCCUGACCUGUAUCAGUAUUUUAAGAAAGAAUUCAAGUGUGCCUUUGACGUUCUGGCAACGCAACUGAGAGAGAAGAUGCAGCCAACACUUGACAUAAUUGCACCUUUAUCCCGUACAUUACAGAGUCCAUUGCAAGAAGCAUCGCCGACUCUACAGAUAUAAAGGCUGUAGCAGAAAUGAUGCAGGAUGGUGUUGAUAACGACGUCUUAGCAGCCGAGUUAGAAGUCUUAGCUAAUAUUUUGUCAGACAAUGAAGAGUCAAAUCAGGACUCACAAGAAAGUAAAGACAAAGUUAUCCAAUUUGUUUAUAGUCAGCGUAUUGUCCUGCCUUUGACAUGGAUUAUACUGCAAAAAUGGCCAUAAAGUUUUUGCAAGUACAUUGGGCAAAUUGGCCCAAGCUUCAGUUAUAGAGGGUCAGAAAAUUUGCAACGGGUGGCCCCCAAAAGCAGGGAUUGUUGAAAUUGUAAAAUUUUGACCCCCCUCUUUUGGUAGACGUAAAUAGGGAAAAAUGUUUGUGACUUUUUACUUGUCAUAGUCACUGAUCUGAAAUAAGACUGGAUAACGCAUCUAUAGUAUACAAAAGUGAAGCCGGAAGUCACCGGCCGCCACCCGAUUCUGGGGCCCCACUUUUGUAUAGAUUUGUAUUACAGAUGGUAGUUUUUCGCGUUUUUUGCCUUGGCUACGUUUCCGACCGGGCCAGUUUUACAAUCACAAAGAUAGAAGCAUACAAGAAGAAUUUUGAGCAAAAAAUUGGAGUAUUAUGGCUUUAUAACGCCGCGAAACGGGAUUUACAACUCUGAAGGAGUGGAGAGCCUCAGACUUUGUUUAUCAACACGAGCUCGUAUUGCUACUUUCAUACAAAAUCAACUCAAAAUAUACAAGAAUUACUGUUACUGGACGAAUAUUCUCAGGAAAUUUGAAGAAAUGAAGCAGCUACAUUGUGAACAAAAGUGUGAUGAGGUAGUUUUAAAAUACCUUGAAGCUACUUUUAUAAUUAUAUGAAUUAAGGAACAGUUUUAAAUGUCAAUUUUGUCACGAGUAUUCCCCGGCGACUUUUCGAGAAGUUUUAUAUGUUUUAAAGUAGGAAGACAAGUGACAAUCGAAUAUUUUUAAUCCAAAUUAUAAACAAUGACUCAAUAUAAUGUAAUGUUAUUUUAAUUCAUAUAAUUAUAAAAGUAGCCUCAAGGUAUUUUAAAACUAACCUCUGUACGGAUUCGAAAAAUAUUCUUUAUAUAAAGAAUACUAAUUAGGAAUGUUUUAUCAGUUUGAAAGCCACUGCACGUGACAUAUUAUAGUUGACAUGAUUUGCCAAUAAGCUUAUGAAUUAUUAAUGAGUGUUUGAAAAUUGUUUAACCAUUAAGUUACAAUGCACCCAAAUAACCGACUGUAAUAAUUUUACUUUGUCUCAAGCUAGACAGUUUCAUUCGUGAAGGGGGUUAACCAUAACAGAAGGCCUGAAUUUGGUACAGAAAUAGACACACAAAACUGUUAUUUACGAAUCAUUUUAACUGCUGGUUAAAAAAAUGUUCUGAAGGAAGUUGACUUCGGAUUCUAGUUGCAUAAUUAUCUUAUAGAAGUUUGCAAGUUGCAACAAAUUCUAGAAAACCAGCAAUUUUGGUUGAGCUACACCAACUAGGUUGAACUACACUGUUAUCUACGAAUCUGUUUAACCAGUAUAAGCCCUGCCCACUCCUGUCCACUGGCACUUGAGUGAGUUAUUAUCUCUCUAACUAGAAAAUGCCUUUAGUGUUAAACGAAAAAUUGACUGGUGCAUAAUAUCUCUGCAAUGGACUGCCUUCCUUCAACAGAUUAUUUGCAUCUGGGAUUACCUAAACCAUAAUUUAGAGAGGUUGCAUUAACUUUUGUCACAAGUGCUUUCUUGGUUUCGUACUGACUUCCCGAUAAAGCUCAAAACUACAGACGCUUAGUAUUUUGAAUCUUUUUAGGCACAGUUGUUCAAACAGUAUAGCAACGGCAGCUCAUGAUAAUGAAAACCUAUGAUAAAUAUGAAAACCUUUAAACCUAUAUAUACUGUAAAAUUUUAAAGAAUGGUGACAUACUGACAUUGUACUACAGUACACUCCUUUGCUUAAGCGCCCAAGAAAGCCCUGUAUUUGUGUAAGGAGAAAAUAAUCUAUUGUACGUAUUGACUGCUAUUGUACGUUACUCAAAAUUUAAGUGCCUGCACAAAACAUGGCAAGGACAAUAAUUGAAUUAUUUGUCUGUCAACCGUAUCAAUAAGUAUAUAUUAAGAUUAUACCUGGAAAUACAUUCUGAUGCAUGCUUACCUCUGCAUUUUAACUCUGUAGUUUGUAUUUAUUUGUUAAUUUAUUUUUUUUUCGGAAUAAUGUGGAUUUCACACAAGAAGCGUUUGGUUUUUAUCCCAUACACCGAGCCAUACACACAUUUGUAGCUCUUGGCGAUAUAUUCGUCGAUGUUUUGUGAACAUUUUCCCGGGCAAAAAAAUCACUGGGCAAGAAAAUACUUCUUUAUCGCAUGUCUACAUUACCUUUAUUGGAUUUUUUCUUUGGUUUUUCUUCAGUCUCAGUAUGUUAGUUACCGAAAAAAGUUCUUUAAAGUUUAGGUUUAUCGGCUAAAUCUUGUCCGCCAUAUUUGUUAUUAUUAUUGCAACGUGAGCGGUUUCGCGGGUGAGUUCGGCGAAAAGCAGGUGAGUUCGGCGAAAAGCAGGUGAGCUCGACGACAAGCUCACCUGCUCUAAACCAAUCAGAAAGCCGCUUUUAACACAGGUAUGGGAUAAUGUUUGUAACAAGCUUGUUGAUUAAAGCUUGUUACGGAUUGAUUUCUACAAGCUUGUAGUAAACAUGAUGCUCUGGGAAGAUGUUCUGUGACUGGUUGAUUAUGACAAUGACAAAAGAAUAAACUAUAGAAUGGAUUUUCUAAAGAACGAAGCAAGAACAAUAUUCCUUCUGUUUAUGUAAGCCAAUUACGUCUUUUGUCAUUGUCAUAAUCAACCAGUCACAACAACCUUGCUACAAGUCCGUCAACAAGCCGUUAUAAGUCUGUCUUAACAAGCUGGGACAAGCAGUGCGAACACAUCCUGUUGACAAGUUGUUGGAGCAGCAUUGUUACAAAUCUGCAAACAAGUUGUUACAAGUCUGUUCACAAGCUGUCAACAAGUUGUCUUCGCACUGCUUGUUCUCAGUUGUUGUAACAAGUUUGUAACAAGGUGUUAACAACUUGUAACAAGCUUGAUUGCAUUAUCAGACUUGUUACAAGGUGGUUCUAACAAGUUUGAUACAGUCAUGAUAUAACAAAGAUGUUACAAGGUUGUCAACACAAGGUUGUAACAAUUUGUUAUAUCUAGCUUGUAACGGACUUGUUACAACAAUCUUGUAGCAAGUCUGAUAAUUUCGGUAAGGUCGUUACAAGUUGUCAACAAGUUGUUCCAAAACUGUUGACAACUUGUGACAAGCAGCGCGAAGACAACUUGUUGACGGCUUGUUGACAAACUUAUUCUGUUUCACAUGUCUUGUAGAUCGCUAACUGCUAAACAUUUGCGUUUAUUAUAAAAUUCAGCACUCAUUUGAGCACCUGCUUUUUGGCUGCCAUUUACCAUGAUCACCAACGUCGCGGCGAAAAGUCAAAUACUAAUAAGAGAUAAUUAGCCAAAAUGUUUAGAUUCUUUAUAAGGUUAGAUUAGACAUAAAUUAUUAACCUUAACCGAGCAUUUAAAGACUAAAUUGUGUGUAUAGCUAGUUUUAACAACUCUUGAAAACAAUGCUUAUGUGUCAGCAAUAAUAUUUUUCAAAACUUUUAUGUUAAGGAGAAAUAGUUGAAUCGCCUGAAAAGUUUUGGUGAACCCUCGCAAUAACGAUAUACGAAACUAUCAAAUAUUGGAAUUUUGUGACCUCGUGUGAAAAAUAUCUGUUUAUCCUUUUUGAAUAUUUGUAGUCUAUCUAUCCAUUUAAACAGGCAAAGAAUUGAAAGUACUAGUGCACGAUGAAUGUCAAGAUGUAGCGGCGAUGAGUUUGGCUCUGUCACACAGUAAAGCAAUGCUUGCGUCGUCAUCGUUGAUUGGCCCAACAAUACUCUGGGAAAUGAAUACUUAUGAACAGCGUUUAGUGCUGCCAGCAGGUGAUGUUGUGGAUUUCAGUGUAGAUGAUCGACGUCUAUAUACUGGAUGCUUUAAAGGUAAGCAUCUGAAACACGUGUCAAACGAGGAUGAGAGUUGAUAAGAGUUGGCAAGCCAGGGUUUGCAUGAAAAUUUUAUCAGCUCUCGUGCCCUGGUUAGCGUUGAUUAGAGUUCCAACUCAUUUGACCUGAGUAAGUGUUUCUCCUUUUGACCUGAGUUUAAGUGUUUUGUACCUGGGCUCGCAGCGUUACAAACACGCUUUUAGUCGAGGACCUGUAUAUGAGUUUGUAUGCAUUUCAUUUAGGACAGAUAAUCUAAAAUGUUUUAGGACAAAUUGAACAUGACUGUCAACAUGGUAACACUGCCCGGAGCACCCCAAAACGACGCUUUCGCCAUAGUGCUAUCUACCAAACCAUAAAAGCUUUGGCUGUUCUGAGGUGCUUAUAUGGUUCAAAGAUGGUGCUUUUAGGGGUGGUCAUUGGUAAGUGUGAAAUGCCUGGCACUGAUAUUUCACAAGAAAAUGACCAUGCAAUACUCAUAGUCAAAUGUGAAUUUGUGGCUUACAACUGAAACGGCAGUGGACCUACAUUACCUUUUUUCCUAAAUCUUUUUGAUAGAAUCAUAAAUGGUAGUGAUUUAAAUAUAUUAUCACUGAUUUGGUGUAAAAUAGUUAAUAUUUUGUGACCGAAAUAGCCUGCGUAGCGGCUCUCAGAAGAAACGAGAGCCUGCACGAAACCCCAUCAAAUCUGGUUGUUUCAAAAUGAAAGUAUGCUAAUUUAUGCUAAAAUCAUCAUUGAUUGACAGCUUGAUUGUGAACAAACACGCCGGAUGCAUUUGAGAGGUGUUUCUUGAGUUCUGCAUUCAAAAGAGCUUAAAGGUUUCACAUUUAAGGAUGAAAAAAAAAUUUUACGAACUUUGUUCAUGAAGCUCUAGAGAUAGAGUGGCUGUGGUGUCUUCAUUGGAUUGCUGUCUGUUAGUCUCUUUCACGAACGUGUUCGUUUUAUCGACAAUAAAUGGUCGACUUGGUCAUGGUCAAGUUGCCCUAAAACAUUUCCUAAAUGAAAUGUAUACAAACUCAUAUACAGGUCCUAGACUGUUUUCAGACCAGACCGAACACAAUUAAUCCCUGAAAAUGUCAGACAUGUCGUUCUUGUUUUGUGCAUUUUAUACAGCACCACCAGCACACACUCCCUCGUAUUCUGUAGACAAGCACAACUAAAAUCUUCCACCUUAAGAAUUAUCGUUCACGUUGCAACAAAAGGGGUUACUAUGACUGACUAAGUUAUCCAAAUUAAGUUAGACUUUGUAGAAAAUGUGCUUGAUGUCAAUAGCGCUUGUUCAAAAUGGGAAGAUGCUUUCUUUUCCGCUGUUGAUUACUUCAUCCCGAAGAUUGUCAUUGAGUCUUCCUAUGAGCCUCCCUACAUUACCCAGGAAAUUAUUCACUUUUUGAAUAAGAAAAAAACGUUCAGAAAAAGGGCCAAGGCAUCUAAUUCGCCUCACCUUUGGGAACGAUUUCGAGAAAUGCGGCGCUACAUCAAAAGUGUGAUCAAAACUAAGAAACGGGAAUACAUUUCUAACCUGACGAGCCUAGUUAAAGACAAACUCAAAAAAUUUUGGAAAUUCUUUUGCUCAAAGACGACAAGGUCUUUCCUUCCAGACACCUUAGUCUAUAACGAUAAGCAAUUUAGAUCCUCAGAAGGUAAAGCUGAUGCCUUUGAUAGAUUCUUCGCCUCAAUUUUUCAUCCUCUUGACCCAUAUUCCGACAGUUCAUCUCCUCCACCAGAUCACAGUCAGAAUAUUCUUGAAUCCAUAACUGUUUCAACCAGUGAUGUGAAUUGUCUCUUAUCAAGCCUCCCCGCCGACAAAGCCUCAGUACCUGAUGGAAUAUCUGUCAGGCUACUGAAAGAGUGUGCGGACGAAAUUUCUCCAUCAUUAACUGCUGUCUUCAAUAUGUCACUAUCACAAGGAAUGGAAGCAGGGAAUGGAAGGAAGCAAACGUUGUUCCAGUUUUUAAGAGGGGAGAUGUCCGUGAUGUCUCCAACUAUCGACCCAUCACCUUGCUUUCCAUUUUAUCCAAGCUUCUCGAGCGAGUCAUCCAUAUCCACGUGUCCGAGUUUGUUAAACCUUCGUUGAGUGAUUUUUAACUUGGAUUCCGCAAAAAACGAUCUUGCUCCACUCAACUUCUCGGUGUUUUUCAUGACAUUGGCGAAGCUCUAGACAGCGGUAAAGUAACCUGCGUGCAGGCCCAAGGGAACUGAUAGUGGGCCUGCAACCAUCACCCCAUGUUUUCGAUUUUCGCCGGCCGAACCACCGGCUAAAUUCCCAUUGGCUAGCUGAGGCGAUCGGCAAUUAAUUAACCUAGCCCCGCGUGCAGGCCCAAGGGAACAGUGAUUCAUCACAAAGGCAUAGACAAAGGCUCUCGAUAAGCUGAAAAUUUGAAAAUUGAUCACUUUUUUCGAUUACAAAUGGAACAAGAACAGACUGUUUAUUGUUUACUUGAAGGAAGACAUGUUUUUGCCGUUAUGCCAAUGGGGAUUGCUUGUCGUGAGGUGUUGGAAUAGCAAAUUACGACUGGGGUAAACUAUAGUAACCUUUACUUGAGUUUCAUUAAUUUCAAACAGACUUCAGUUGAUACGUUAUGUAUUCUCACUUCCUCAAGAAAAUUAUCUUUUGGUUGAUGUUGAGAUGCAGUUGCAUGUAAGGACUGUAAGCCUAUUCGAAACACUUUCGGCGAUUUACAAGGCUUCGCUGAGAGAGCGAAACAGAAGGCGGUAUUAAAUUGCCGUUUGAAACGAAACGAUCUGGACUCCGGAACGCUCUCUUCUUUUGUAGAGUUCUUUACCAAAUGAAAUAAAUUUCGUACUUUCCGCCGCCAACAAGAAUUGCACACACGAUCUGAUAAGUGAGACAAUUUAUUUAUAACAAUGCCAAUGGCGACAGCGAAGCACACAUAAUAUAAAUCCUAAUGUGGUCGCACGACUUCCCUCAUGAUUUGAAGUUUGAGACUGGUUUUCUGUUGAAAUUCGUCCUAAUUUGCCUGUUCCGAUUUUAGUUGAAAAUGAGCACUUGCAAAUUUGGCAAUUACUGACUGCGUUGCUUGCUUUUUUGGAGUUAAAACGCAGCCAUUUACACAUUGUUUAUUAGUGUUCUGAAUAAGCAGAGAAAACCCCGCAACAUUUUAAUGCGAGUUUGUUUGUUAAUAUUUGGGUGCUGUCAUUGGUUCUUUUUUGACAAUUGACGCGCGAAUGGGGCGUGUUAUGAAAAGGGGCGUUUUACAAAAUACCGGGCGAUGGUUGCAGGUCCACUAUCAGUUCCCUUGGGCCUGCACGCAGGCUAGCGGUAAAGAAGCUGAUAUGAUUUACUUGGAUUUCUCGAAACCCUUCGAUUCUCUUUCCCAUCCAAGACUUUUACUUAAACUUCAACCGCAUGCACGGUAUUUCGGGCUUGUUAUUGAAUUUGUUUUCGGAUUACUUGAGCAAUAGACGUCAACGAGUAGUGGUCAACGCAGUCGCAUCUUCCUAUCUUCAUGCCACCUCGGGAAUUCCACAAGGAAGUAUAUUUGGUCCACUCCUGUUCUUGAUAUAUGCAAAUGAUCUUACCGAAGCAGCUAAUCACAGCGUUGUUCCCAUGUUUGCUGAUGACAGUAAAUUCUACAAAAAGAUUGAGAAACCACAGGACAAAAAUCUCCUACAAACUGAUCUCGAUUCCCUACACCAAUGGUCACUAACAUGGGAUCUCAGUUUUAAUGCUUCGAAGUGUGCUGCAAUGAGAUUUUCUCGCAAGACAAGUUCCGAACAACCUCAAGAAUACCACCUCAAUCAACAACUUAUACCGUUUACACCCGUUUUCAAAAUUACGCCACUUCCCUGAAAAAUACUCUUACUUCAAAGGUCAGUUUUAUGUCACAAGAACUGCUAAAAAUAGCAAACGUAAACAAACUGUCAAAAGACAUUCUAAACCGUAUUUAAUACCAAAACUGCACAAGAAUGAGUUAGAUAACUUAGAUAUACAAACCAAAGCACAAUACAAGCCAUCACAACAGAAAUAUGUGCCGUGAAUGACUUUUAAAGUUUGAAAAAUAAGAAUUUAUCCUCGAAUUUAGCUGUCAGUAUAAAACACGCGCGCUAGACUAUAACGGUGAUGUUAUGAUUUUGUCCUGCUUAAAUUUUGCAAUAAUUCUCACUAAAAUAUCUUGAAAAUCAUUGUAAGCCUGCUUAUAUAAAACAUACAAAGCAUAUACAUCGACAAGGAACCGCAAAACUCAAAGUUUCAACUUCGUGACCGAAUGACAUAAAACUGACAUAUCAACUCUAGCAUUUUCGUCCUUGGUCGCGUUACUUUGAAAACGAGUGUAAAAUAACUCAGAAAGACUUGGGAAUCCUAGUGAGCGAAAGUUUCAAAUGGUCAUUGCAUAUAAAUAACUUGAUAUCGAAAGCUAACAAGAUGCUCGGGUUUGUUCGGCGAAAUUGUUUCUACCUCGCGAACGUUAACUGCAGACGUCUUCUGUAUUUAACUCUUGUUAGGGACCGGUCAUUAUUUAUGGUGGGGGGUGGCACCGAAGAGAAAUGUUUUUCCUGGUAAAAAUGUUGCUAACCCAACCAUUAAAAAGCAAAAAAUUUGAUUACCCAACCUCAAAUAUCAAUUAAAAAAUAAAUACCCACCCCUGGCCAAAACCUUUCAACAGAAUACCAUUCAGUUGUCACACAUGUCCUUUACUACUUCUGUGACACAAGUUUGAUAACUAAACUUUCAUAUUGUAUGUACAUGUACUUUCUUUGGAGACACCAUUUGUCUCCCAACAAAUCGGAAAAUUAUCAAGAUUGUGACAGUUUUCAGUCUCCAAUAUUUAAGUGAGUCAUGCUUUGGAAAUGACAAUAACUUUUUAUUACCCAACCCUUGAGUUGUUUUGUUUUUCAUUUACCCAACCUUUUAGUUACUCAAAAUUUAGUUUACCCAACCUUUUUCUCUUCGGUGCCACCCCCCGCCAUAAAUAAUGACCGGUCCCUUAGAUCGCAGUUCUCUCAUGGCUCUGAAGUCUGGGCGCUCUAGGGUCCAUCCUCUGAUCUGCUACGUCUUGAGAGUGUUCAACGUCGCGCCACGAAAGUUAUUCUGCAAGACUACAAGUCGUCUUACUCGGAACGCUUAAAGAAAUUAACCUUGAUUCCUAUCUCAUAUUGGCUGGAAAUAAAGGACAUUGUGUUCUAUUAUAAAUGCAAAGCGGGGCUGUAUGAUCUUGACAUUGAUAAGUACAUCGAAAGACCUUGUCAUCGGUCGACCCGUUCCAGUACUGUUGACUUUCUGUGUCCAAAUCUAUGUAGAACAACUCUCUUCAGGAACUCGUACUUCAAUAGAAUUGUGUAUCUAUGGAACAGCUUGCCUAGUGAUAUUAAAUCUUCUUCCGUAUACAUCCUUAAAGCUAAACUAUAUGAAUAUUACUUUAAUAAACUGAUUACAGUACUUGAUGCAGAUAGGUGUAGAACUUGGAAACACUAUGCAGUAAUUGUAGAUCACUGCAAAUAAACUGCUGCUCGUAAUACCUAGGUGCACGUAGCAUGAUCGAUGGGUUAAUCUGUUAUAUGCUUAAUAUGCUCAGUUUUCGUUACAACUCUUGAUACAUUUGUUUCAUAUAAAUUAGUCACAAACUGAGUUUUAAUAUUCUCAAUAGAUUAACCAUUCGAGCAUUCUUCAAUCGAGAUUAAUAUUUACUGUUGUAAAUAGUUUUUAUGUACGUCUGUAUUUGUGUUGUCUUGGUAGGACUUAAUUGGGAACUUCUGUUCCAUUGUCCUGACCUUCGAUCUUAUUGAUUGUCAAGUUAUUAAAAAAAAAUAGUUGCAAGUUGUCCACUGUAACUGUGGGGAACAUAUGAUACAUAGCUUCUACCUCAAGUGCCAUUAAUCGCACAUGAGUUUUAGCAUAUGUAAUAUUUGAUUAAUUUACCUUACCCAUGUUUUUUCCCUGAUUAAUUGCAAAUUAGUGUGCCUUCGUUUUUUCCUGCUAACGCAGAUAUAUUGCUUUUCUUCUCAGAAUGACCCAAAUAUUGCACAUGCCAAAAAUCAUAUUGUGUGUUAGACAUAAUUGAUGAACAGUCUGGAACGACAGCCUUACAAAUUUUUUCCAUGUGUACUAGGACAACUGAAGAUGUGGUGUGUCAUCACAGGUGAACUGUUGGGUCGCGUUCCCGCACAUAAUAAACAAAUCAGAAGUCUGUGUACUACUAAAGAUGGACUGUACAUUGCUACUGGAUCUGAAGACAAUACUAUCAAGUUAUGGCGAGCUGAUACAUUAGUAUAUGAAACCACUUUGGUUGGCCAUACUCGUAGCGUGAUGUGUGUGGUGGCAACAAGUAUGUAUUUAUUGUAUUCAUAUUUGGGAAAUUUUACUUAGUGGCGAGGCCACGGCAGGAAUUGUUAGGUCUCCCCCCUCCUGCCGUCACUUUUCUGAAGAUUAAGUGUACUUUAUUUAGAAAAUCUGAUAUUUUUUAAUUACUUCGUCUAUAUACAUCUCCUAGUUUACAAUAUUCAAAAUAUUUCCGUCGUUGCAGAAAUUGGGCCGCUUGUGGAGUAUAUUUCACCUUUAUACUAAAACUGUCUGUACCAGUGUAGGUAGUACCAAUGUGAAAAUGCUGUGCUGAGUGGUUAUAUUACUAAGGUAGUAAUAUAACCACUCAGCACAGUAUAUUUCACCUUCCUUGGAGCCCACCCCCCACACACCUACCCGCCUGAAAUUUAGGCAAUUAAAUGGAGAAAUCUCUUCAAUGAGACUGGCUCUUAAAAACUUGUGAGGAUCGCCAAUGUUGCGAUGUAACGAUGCUUACCCUCGAAAAGUAUUCGAUUUAGUAUAAAAACAGUGAAAAAAAAAUUGAUAUCAAAUACCUAUAUGAGUUUGUUUAGCGCUUUUGUCUACCCUACACUGAUCUCAAUAAUCAAUCAAUGUUGUGCAGGAUUUGACAUCGUGUCUUCUCGCGAGGGCACAGGUGAAGAUACGCCACUUAACUUUUUGAUCUCCUUCCACCAAGUUGCAGGUGAACAAGAUUUGAAACAAAGUCGACAUCUGAAAUCUUGUUCACCUGCAAUUUGGUGGAAGCAGUUCAAAAAUUUAAGUGGCGUAUCUUCACCUGUGCCCUCACAAGAAGACACGAUGUCAAUCCUGCACAAUAUUGAUAAAAAGUCAUUGCCAUCUGAUCACACUCCUGAGCAAAUUGCAAACAUGAUUAACGAAUCUUUUGUAACGCCUAUGAAAGCCUUUAAUUGACUACUUCCCCACUUGCGCCUUGCUAACGAGGAUGAUAAUUUUCCGAGUCUGUUGCCCGUCACCGAGUUUUCUGCUUUCAAGAUGUUGUCAACUCUUAAUGCAAGGAAAGCAACUGGCCAAGACGGUAUUCCCGCCUGGGUCUUAAAAGAGAACGCUGACAUAUUGGUUUCUUCUGUGGCGGAUAUCAUAAACAGCUCUUAUAAAAACACUCAUUUUACCAGAAUCAUUGAAAAAAGCAGACAUUACACCGACUCCAAAGCAGAAACCUGUCCGAGAUGUAAUUAAACACCUAAGGCCAAUAUCACAAAAUAAAUAAUAAGACCAGAAGUCUCACUCGAUGUCGGAAUCUUUGAUGUUGAUGUCCCCGCGCAUGUCGCCUCGAGCAUCUUGGCCGCGUCUCGUUUCCAGUGCCCUAACCAAGUGUAAUUUGACAAAUUUACAUGUAAACAUUAAGGAGCGAGGAAGUUAAAAUUAUACCAAUCGUGUUUUAGAGCUUUGGUGAC
Molecule: messenger RNA, 20940 nt
Organism: Paramuricea clavata
Lineage: Eukaryota; Metazoa; Cnidaria; Anthozoa; Malacalcyonacea; Plexauridae
Source: the annotation of a GenBank genome assembly